UGUGAGUGGUGGUGUCAGACCAGCCACAUACAGUCUCUACAGGGAGAAUGUGCUCAAGCUAACAUGGACACCAUCUUGGUUUUCAGCCUGAUCAUUACAUCCUAUGAUGCUACCAAGAAAGAACUCAGGGAUAGCAGCUGCCAAGUGGGACCACUGCCCAAUCUCUUCCCAAAAGAUGUGAGAAGCAUCAGAGCUGAGCUAAUUCGAGAAGCUCAGGCAGAAGCCAAAAGGCCCACAUUCGUCCAAAACCAGACUGUGGCUACCUUGCAGUGUCUUGGUUCUGGGAGCAAAGUGAAAGUUAACCUUGUACAUUCAGGAAAAAGGCAAAAGGUCAAGCACAUUCUGAAGAACCUGAGAGUCAUGACUGUUCCCUGCAGAAACAGCACGGCCCCCCCAAGCUGUCACCUAACCCCCGCAUCCAAGGUUCAGGCUGGAUUCCUUGUGACGGGCAAAGCUUUUUUACCAGAGGUCUCUCAGUGUAAGGUCUAUCCAGUGAUGGGGGCUUCUUAUCCCUCCACUACUACCUCCAUAACUCCUGGAAAAAAAGGAGAGAAAACUACAAAGAUUGAUGGUUUUUCUAGUCCUCUGAAUCAAGACACAGAUGAGAACCUAGAGAGGAGGAGGAAAUGGAGCAUCGUGGUCAAAGUUCUGAUUGCAGUCACCUUGUUUGUCAGUGGAAUCGCCAUCACCGUGUUCAUCAUUUUUGAGGUCCCGUGCCCUAGUCAAUGUCAACAAGUCAGAAAGCUGUGCCAGUGCCAGCGGUUGUGGAGAAGGCCAAGGAAGGAAGACCAGCAACCUGGGACAGCUGAAUCCCAGCCUGACUCUCAGCCCAAAAAGGAAAGUGCUUUCUGUAUGGCUAUUGCCAUUUGCCUGGAGAAAGUGGGGUUCAUGUAUAAACUCUGGGAGAUAGGGAGCUGCUUUAGUUGUGAAGCAAAUGUGGGUAAUUCUUUUAUGUGUCAGGAAAUGGGCAGGUACAAUAUUGCUAUAAUGCAAUAGGGUACUUACUGAAAAUAUCUACUUCUGGGGAUCAGAUAUAAUGAAUCAGAAUAGCUAGAGUGGGACCAGGAAUCUUAUGAUAGACUUUUCAAGUAGAGGUAGAUUUACUAUGAAAUUAAUGAAGCUUAAAUUCAGGACCCAUGGGACCUGCACACAGGCCUUGUAUCCAAUUUUGUACUUUUUAUAGUUGUGCUUUUCAUUUAAAAAAAUCAUCCCUGAAAUUGUUAACAGCUACAGAGCCCACAAUUUAUGUCUCCAAAGGCUGGAUGCAGCUUCUGAAUAUAAGAAAUUGAUGGGUGCCCUCUCUACAUCUACAAAAACAUAAUGAAGCAAAGAGACGAGGUUGGACAAGAUGCUCCCAGUUCAUCAAGUCCCAAGAAAGCUGUAGAGAUCACCGUGGUUCACCAGACAUACUUCUGAAAACUUCUGCUCUGCCUCACAUGUUGGAAGAAGGAUAGUACGCUGUCUUCUCCCUACUAUUAAAUCAAUAUGGGCAGAUUCUUGCCAAUUUUACCCUCCUAUCUUCAGCAGGAACAUUACGAUCAGACAGCAACGCCAGGUCAGUGAGGAGAAAGCCCGGACUUACAGUCAGAGUUACUCUAGUGUCUUUGCUACUGACUCAGCCACAAGCCUUUGAAAUUCACUUGGAACUCAAACGAAAAAUGGGUAUUUUUUCAUCUCAUCAAAUGAAAACAACAGGUCUUCCCUCUAAGCGCUAUAUGAAUGGACACAUUGCUCUCUCUGACAAAAGGUUUAAACACAGUCUCUGAGGAACUGAGCAGAGCAGCCCCCGGUGUGGCAGAGUGACCUCAGCUGACCUCACUUGCCCUGGCUCUCAGCCAGCUGAGGGUGGGGCUCCUGUUUUCCCUCCGGCAUUCACUGGGCUUUAAAUCUCUGCCCCAGCUCUCCACAGGCUGGGGAAGGGAACGUGACCCCAAGCAUUCCAAAGGGCCUCCUCGUGACUCAUCCCCAAGGGCAUACAAAUAGGACUCAGACAAGAUCUCUCGAUAAUGCAGAAUUCCUGAUGUGGAAUUAUACUCUACCAUCAGGGUGAGCUACAGACAUUCACAAGCAAUCCAGAGCAAUGCAAUUAUGAUGUUCUUUCUCACAGAGGCAUGGCUCAGAGUCAAGCCUGACCUCACUAAGAGUUUAGUAAGAAAGUGAAAAGGCUGAUUUUUUAAAAAAUAAAUACUUAACACAACAUUUAUUGUAUUUCUUACCUGUUGUAUCUUCCUUUCCCUUACUUCAGCUAAGAGAUAGUUCAAGAAAGGCUCAGUUUGUAUGGAACGUCCCUGGUGCUCCAGUGGUUAAGAAUCCACCUUCCAAUGCAGGGGACGCCGGUUCAAUCCUUGGCUGAGGAACUAAGUAAGAUUCUACAUGCCUCAGGGCAACUAAGCCUGAGUCCCAAAACCAGGGAGCCCACCACACCACAACUGCUGAGCCUGAUCUCUGAGUCCAGGAGCCACAACUUGAGACAAGCUGUGUGCCAUGCCAAAGAGCAUGUGUGCCUCAAUGUAGCCAAAAUAAAAAGGCUCAGUUUAUAGAAUUUACUAUGAAAUUAGAUUUUCACUUAUACAUUGUAAUUUAGUUAUUCAUGAAACUCACAACUGUGGGUUACAGUGCGUAUGAGUUUUGACAAUAAAACGCAACAUAA
Dama dama (fallow deer) is the source of this 2650-nucleotide messenger RNA. It is a transcript of the gene C5H17orf78, whose product is annotated as chromosome 5 C17orf78 homolog. The coding region runs from base 64 to 996 and encodes 310 amino acids. The transcript has 7 exons. NCBI's taxonomy places the organism in Eukaryota, Metazoa, Chordata, Mammalia, Artiodactyla, Cervidae. The record is from RefSeq and is a predicted model, not a curated record.